GAAAAGACUGAGGAGAAUGCAAGCAGUGUGAGACUUCCCUCAGCACUAGUGGAUAAAGGGAGAGGUCACUUAGCUUGAGCACAAGGAGCCUUCCCUAGUGCAUGACCUCAGACAACACGCUGUUUGCUGUGGAGCUGUCAAGUGCCGGGAUGGGAAUGUCAACUCUGAUAUGAAGAUAUCCAUGGGAAUGAAGCUGCAUCAUCAGUUCUGUCACAGAGUAAAAGUGAGAUCCACGAGACUCCUCUAAGAUGUCUUACAGAAAGGAGCUAGAAAAAUACCGAGACCUAGAUGAAGAUCAGAUCCUUGGAGCUCUGACAGAAGAGGAGCUCAGGAAGUUAGAGAAUGAACUGGAAGAGCUGGAUCCUGAUAAUGCACUGCUGCCAGCAGGGCUCAGGCAGCGGGAUCAGACGCAAAAGCCACCAACUGGCCCAUUCAAAAGGGAGGAGCUCAUGGCCCACCUAGAAAAGCAGGCAAAGGACAUUAAAGACAGAGAAGAUUUGGUUCCUUUCACUGGUGAAAAGAGAGGAAAAGCUUGGAUUCCCAAGCAGAAGCCGAUGGAUCCAGUUUUGGAAAGUGUGACUCUGGAGCCGGAACUGGAGGAAGCCCUUGCUAAUGCCUCUGAUGCAGAGCUCUGUGACAUUGCUGCCAUCCUUGGCAUGCACACCUUGAUGAGUAACCAGCAGUACUAUGAGGCACUGGGGAGCAGCACCAUCGUGAACAAAGAAGGACUCAACAGUGUGAUUAAGCCCACACAGUACAAGCCAGUUCCUGAUGAGGAGCCAAAUUCAACAGAUGUGGAGGAAACUCUGAAACUAAUACAAAGCAAUGAUCCUGACCUUGAGGAAGUCAACCUUAACAAUAUUAUGAAUAUUCCCAUACCGACUCUAAAAGCUUUUGCGGAAGCGCUGAAAAACAACACGUACGUGAAGAAGUUCAGCAUCGUCGGGACCCGGAGCAACGAUCCCGUUGCUUUUGCCCUGGCAGAAAUGUUGAAGGUCAAUAACACACUGAAGAGCCUGAAUGUGGAGUCAAACUUCAUUUCUGGCUCUGGGAUCCUGGCUAUUGUUGAAGCGCUCGAAGGCAACACAUCGCUUGUGGAGCUGCGCAUUGACAACCAGAGUCAGCCCUUGGGCAACAAAGUAGAAAUGGAAAUCGCAAACAUAUUGGAAAAGAACACCUCCCUGCUGAAGUUUGGGUACCAUUUCACCCAGCAAGGUCCCCGGCUUCGCGCCUCCAAUGCCAUGAUGAAUAACAACGACCUGGUGAGGAAGAGAAGACUUGCAGAGGUGAAUGGGCCUAUUUUUCCCAAGUGCCGAACUGGAGUGUAGUUCCUGGCUGGAGGUCAUUCCCAGUGAUCUGUGCUACACUGUGGAAAUCUAAAGGCAAUAAGUGCCUCAACAGAGUAUUUGUGGUGCCUCUGUUCUGUUUUAUGCACUAACAGUUGAAAUUAAAUAGUGGCUGUAGUUUUUAUGAAGAUUUUAUCCAGUAGGACUGUUGAUGUUUUCUGUAGAGUUGAAAACUAUUCAAGCCAACAUGUCAAUUUUAUGCAACCUCAGUUUAGAGUACAAUCCAGUGUUAAUGGGGAUUAAUUUUUCUAUACUUCUGCACGGUGUUUCAUAAAGUUAGGAUGUGG
Molecule: messenger RNA, 1633 nt
Organism: Ficedula albicollis (Collared flycatcher)
Lineage: Eukaryota; Metazoa; Chordata; Aves; Passeriformes; Muscicapidae
Gene: TMOD1
Product: tropomodulin 1
Exons: 10
Coding region: 249-1328 (359 amino acids)
Biological process (GO): myofibril assembly; muscle contraction; pointed-end actin filament capping
Cellular component (GO): myofibril; striated muscle thin filament
Molecular function (GO): tropomyosin binding
Source: RefSeq, a predicted model, not a curated record